CAUGAAUGUAAUGAGUCGUAUGCUAGACCACAACACACUGCCCGGGGGUGGUCCAACUGCUCCAGAACACUUCCUUACAGAGUUUCUGCAGGGUGGUCAUGGCAGGUGUCUUGAGGACGAGCCUUGGACUAACAAGUUAAUCGAAGGGACCACUGAAUUCACACUAGCUGGGGAACUCUUCAAUGCUAGCAAGCAAUGUCAGUAUGUCUUUGGCAUGACCUCUCGCAUCUGUCCCUAUAUGCCAACUUGUAAGCGGUUGUGGUGUACUACCUCCCUAGAUGAGAAGGAAGGCUGCCGGACACAACACAUGCCCUGGGCAGACGGCACUACGUGUAGCACAGGUAGCUGGUGUCUGAGGGGAAAGUGUGUUCCCAAGGAUAAGAUGGCCAUGCAGAAAGUGCAUGGUGACUGGGGUGAAUGGCUAGAGUAAGUUUAUAUUGAUAUUUGCCAUAUAUUGAUUAGUAUUAUUUGUAUAUUCAAUGAAGGGCUGGUCCCAGUACGUAAAUAACCCUCACAUAGGAGAAUUAAACUUAUGACAACAUUUUGGUCUGGCUUGGACCAUUAUCUAAUCAUAAUAUUGUGCCUUAUUAUUUUCUGGCUAGUCCCAAAUCUAUACACUAUCAUAACAUACAGGAGUGAGACAUAUGAGAGGAAGUGUAAAAUAGGAGCGAAA
This is a messenger RNA of Cherax quadricarinatus, 673 nucleotides long. Lineage: Eukaryota; Metazoa; Arthropoda; Malacostraca; Decapoda; Parastacidae. The record is from RefSeq and is a predicted model, not a curated record.